This is a messenger RNA of Botrytis porri, 1167 nucleotides long. RefSeq lists its product as uncharacterized. The record is from RefSeq and is a predicted model, not a curated record. Gene Ontology annotation, cellular component: cytoplasm; nucleus. The transcript is spliced from 2 exons. NCBI's taxonomy places the organism in Eukaryota, Fungi, Ascomycota, Leotiomycetes, Helotiales, Sclerotiniaceae. Gene Ontology annotation, molecular function: heat shock protein binding. The coding region runs from base 1 to 1167 and encodes 388 amino acids.
AUGGCUUCUCUCCACGAUGUUGCAGAUAAAAAGCCCCCUCAAAUCAAUCCAUACGAAGUUCUUGGUAUUGAGAAAACUGCCUCUGAAGAUGAGAUCAAACGCGCAUAUCGCAAAAGUGCUUUGAAGCACCAUCCAGACAAAGCUCCAGAACAUCUCAAAUCUGAUUCGCACACCAAAUUCCAAGAAAUUGCUUUUGCAUAUGCUAUUCUCUCCAAUCCAAAUAGUCGCAAACGCUAUGAUCGUACUGGAUCUACUUCUGAGUCUGUUGAUGCUGAUGGAUUCUCCUGGACCGAGUUUUAUUCCGAGCAAUACAAAGACGUUGUUACUUCUGAUGCCAUUAAUCAAUUCGCUAAUGUUUACAAAGGUUCUGAUGAGGAGAAAGAUGAUUUGCUGGCAGCUUAUACCAAAUACGAAGGAAAAUGGGGAAAGAUGUAUCAAGUCAUUAUGUUAAGUGAUCCAGUUGAGGAUGAAGAACGAUUCCGCGAGAUCAUCGAGGAAGCAAUCAAAACUGGAGAGGUCGAGGAAUAUGCCGUCUUCAGGAAGGAAACUCAGGCUUCGAAGGAUAAAAGAAUGAAGAAGGCUAGAGCCGAGGAGAAAGAGGCUGCGAAGGCUGCGAAACAAAUUGGUGUUGAUAAAUUGUUGAAGGGAUCUAGUGGGGAUGUACCGGAACAAAGUAAGAAGCCAAAGAAAAGUGUCCCUGGUCAUAUGGAUGACCUGGCGGCUAUCAUUCAGGCCAGACAGGCUUCAAGAGGUGGCUUCUUUGAUAAUCUAGAGGCAAAAUAUGGUGGAAGCAAGUCGACAAAGGGCCCUGGUGAGCUAAGUGAAGAGGAGUUUCAGAGAAUUCGAUAUGGUUUAGGCAAGAGCAAAGAUAAAGCCAAGGGCAAGGGGAAGAAAAGAGCAGCUGACUCGGAGGAUGAAGUUGAGGAAGAUGAAAAACCGGCACCAAAGAAGAAGUCAUCAAGAGGCAAGAAGAGAGAACCCGAGGUAGAGCAAGAAGAUGGAGAUGUAGAAAUGGACGACGUUGGUGAUGAUUUUCAAGCAGAAGAAGCUGAGGAAGACGAGGAAGAGGUCGAGCCUGAGUCUGAGCCCAAGAAGUCAGCUUCUAAGAAGAGAGCAAAGAAGCAACCAACUCGGCAAUCCAAGCGCAGUAAGACUACUCGGGCAUGA